This is a messenger RNA of Scophthalmus maximus (turbot), 900 nucleotides long. It is a transcript of the gene ten1, whose product is annotated as TEN1 subunit of CST complex. The transcript has 3 exons. Lineage: Eukaryota; Metazoa; Chordata; Actinopteri; Pleuronectiformes; Scophthalmidae. Bases 138 to 572 code for a protein of 144 amino acids. Gene Ontology annotation, biological process: negative regulation of telomere maintenance via telomerase. Gene Ontology annotation, molecular function: single-stranded DNA binding; telomeric repeat DNA binding; telomerase inhibitor activity. Gene Ontology annotation, cellular component: CST complex. The record is from RefSeq and is a predicted model, not a curated record.
AGAUCAUUUCUAUGAAAUGAAACUGACUUUAGUUGUGACAAGACAUGACCUGAUUUGAGGGGUUUAUUGGUGAAAGUAGCAAUCCAGGUUUGACUAGUCCAAGCAUAGAAUUAUUAUUGAGAUUUGGUGUGAUCUGGAUGGAGAAAGGGAAGUGUGAAUUAUCUUCCUUUUCCCUAUUAUUAAUUUUUUCAUCUCGUCUACAUUUGAGAAGAUUGAUCACAUGUAGGACUGGUCUAAUGUGGCCUGGAUGGAUAAAAAAGAGACUUGUCUGCUAUCAGCCUGAGGAGUCCAGAGCUAUGCUGUCAGCCCAGCAUGCUUCGAAAGAGCACCACGUGACUGUACACACGUUGUUUGUGGAGCCCUUUAACCCAAUAAUUGGGGCCCAGUACAUAGUUCUCGGUGAAACAGAAAAUGCUGAGGGGGUUGGAGUGAUGGUCCGUGCCCGUGUGCUGAACUGUGUUGAUGGUGUAAACGUAGCCCUUCUACAGAAAGCCAUCAAUGAGCAAAGGAGCUUCUUCAGGGAAAGGGAGUGUAGACAGGGUAAAGAUGAACAGCCUGCAGAUGCAACCUGAUCAGGGUCUUAAUCAUCAAGUUUCCCAGGAUGCUUGUUGAUUGUCAGGGCCACUGUUGACUCUAAGGCUGUUUGCCAGGGUGCACUGGACUGCUGUUGGUGUGAAGGAGUGGUUAUGUCAGUUUAAAAACAUGGUUUUUAUUUUUUGUCAGUUUAUUUGACAAUCUUGUCUGAUGAUAACAUGUUUCUACACUUUCUCAGGGAUUACUGUUAGACAAUUAAAACCCCAAAGUAAGUGUUUUGAUAAUGGGUUAUCAUGUUUGGUCAAUGAAGUUCCAAGCAGAUGUUUGGGUCUGUGACUUGAAAAUACAAUGCACUUUUUAAAGUCA